Messenger RNA from Tachysurus vachellii, 6706 nucleotides. RefSeq names its product SHC (Src homology 2 domain containing) transforming protein 1 (gene shc1). Gene Ontology annotation, cellular component: plasma membrane. NCBI's taxonomy places the organism in Eukaryota, Metazoa, Chordata, Actinopteri, Siluriformes, Bagridae. Gene Ontology annotation, molecular function: receptor tyrosine kinase binding. The coding region runs from base 2615 to 4357 and encodes 580 amino acids. The record is from RefSeq and is a predicted model, not a curated record. Gene Ontology annotation, biological process: cell surface receptor protein tyrosine kinase signaling pathway; intracellular signal transduction. The transcript is spliced from 12 exons.
CUGCAUCAAGUCAUAUCACAUGCCAUGUAUUUGUAAGCGUUGGUGCAUUUAAUCAACUCAGUGAGGUCCUAUAAGCAUUUGCACUUAGCGGACCUCUUUAGAGCUGCACUGAAAAGACACUACAAGCUUAGUAACAAGCUUGUUCAACUUUAUUACACUCCAUAGCAACACCAGAGCACUCCUAGAGAUCACAGAUAUCACAGGGACUUCAAGGUUCUAGGGGAGGCGCACAAGGCCGUCGCCUUGACGUCCAUCUCUGUCGUUUGACUUGUACCGUCCUCUAACAACAUCGGAGGAGAAUCUUUAUCACUGAUUAUAGCCAUUGGUGCUAUGCGGAAACAAUCCGACUGACCAAUCUGAAAGUUAUUAUUUCAGAAAACAGUCUAACCCGACGCUUAGGACGUACUGUUUAAGCAGGUGCUUAAUGCUUUCCUAAGGGAACGAGGAAAGCUUCCAAGGACACGACUGUCUUUAGAGUAAAAGUUGAAGCAAGGAUACUGUUAGUCACCGAAAGUGCUUCUGAGGUUUCGGUAAUUUAUGCAGUGGACUCGGACUGUGGGACUGUACUUAACUUUUCACAACAGCUUGUAAUUAUAGACUGUUGUUUCUUUGCCAGAGGUUUCAUAAGUGUUUAUGUGAAGCUCCUGCUUUCUUGUACUACAUGGGGGUUUUUUUCCCCUCAGGAAACCGAUUGAUUAAGACCCAUGCCGCUCAGACGCGAGGCGUUGUUUAGGAUAACGAGCGACUGAUUGAUUUUUCCGGUCCGCCCCUUAACGAGUCCAGAACUUUUGGAUCGAGCCAAUCAAGUCUCAUUAUGGUCACACUGACAAUCUGAUGAUGGGAAAUUGUGAUUUUCCAGAUGUUGGAAGAUGACAAACUGUAUAACUUUGCUCACACCGAUGUACAAAGUCACUAAUGGUGCUGUAAUUGCGUAAUCUUUUAUAAUAGCCAUAUUUUGAUCUGAUUUCUAGAACAGUAGUGGAUCAGUUUCAGGGCUCUCUGGGAUUAGUUUACCUUUUUCUAAAUCAGUCAUAUUUCUAGGUCUGUUAUAGUCUUAGCAAUCUAUCUAUGUAACUUUGGGGGUUUUUUUUGUUAUUGUUAAGGAAUUCGGGUUAUUGACUAGCAAGAAACAAUCAACGAAAGUGAAUAUUUGAAAACUGUUGUACUUUUUAACCAAAAGGAAGGAGGGACAAAGAGUCAGCCUGGAGAACGGGAAAGAAUACGUGGGCGGGGGAACGGGGGAGAGAGAGAUCAUCUGGAAGAAGCGGGCUAGCGUGAUCGAAAGAGAGCGAGCGAGGGAGCGAGAACGAGAGGAGGAGGAGGAGGAGGAGAGGAAGAACGGGGCCCAGUAUACAGUGUGGAGGUUAAGGGAGGGAUUCCAGAGGAGGGAUAGAGAAGGGGAACAACUGAAGGGAGAGAGUUCAGAAGAAGCACGAGAACCUCAGCCAGAAGUGAUUUGGAAGAGACGAGAGGAAGAAGAGAGAGAGAGGAUACAGCUGGAAGACAGGGGACCCAGAAUCAUCUGGAGAAAAAAGGAGAGAGAAGGAGAAGUAAGAAGGAAUACAUGUGUCGGUGACUUGAAACCAAAAGGCGAAAGAGAAGGGAAGAGGUCAGCCGAGUGAACUGGAGCCACACUAGAAAUUGGUGCUUUCUGUCUUUUCUGUGUUCUCGAUCUAGAAAAUUCCUUUCUACUGCACUGUAUAGUUUACAGGAUUCUUCUAGCACGAGGACUGAUUUCUAUCAUUUUAGUUUUUUUUAGGAUUUUGUAUAUAGUGUUUAACCAGGUCAGUCUUUAAACCACUGAGACCUAGUGCACUUGGCUCUGUGGGAUUCUUUAAUCAGGAUCUACUCAAGCUUGAGGUAGAUUAUCCAGUGGUUCACUGGUCUCUCUCUCUCUCUCUCUCUCUCUCUCUCUCUCUCUUUCUCUCUAUCUCACAGUUUCUCUCUUUCUCUUUCAGUAUUGAUCUGUCUCUGUCUAUUGGAAGCCUCUUCUCUUAGAGUCUCAGUUGCAGCUAAUCGUUUUUUAUGGGACUCUUUCAGAUUAGAGCUCUUCUAGCUUACUAACUCAUCGCAACCAAAACACACCCCAGAUAUCUAAGAAUUUGUUUCGCUUUCUUUCAGUCAGGCGAAAGCGCAAGGCCAUUAAAAGACACGGACAAACUGACAUUAAGAAGACAAUCAUGCUGAGGUUCUUUACUGGAGCUUAUGGUGCUCUUCUGAUGCGAAUAUAAAAUGUGAAUUCAUAUUUAUCUCUAUGCAGGCUAAGAUCUGAUGCAAACCCUCUCACACAGACACACACACACACACACACACACUGUAUGAACACUCUGAUGUCAAAGUCUGCGUGAUUUGGAACAGAAAACACAAAUACUUUUUUCAUAGCCUAGCUCCCCCCUCCAUAUUUCUCACAUCCUUCUUUUUUUAAUGAACCGAGUAACACCAUCACUCAUUUCUUCGGUCCAAAGAUGAAGGGAUCAGUAGACGGAGAGGAACAAGGAACUGUGACAGAAAAGAGAGGACCCUUUUGCAUUUUAUUCGAAAGAGACACUUGGAGAGACCUAAAGUGAACCUAAGGCUUGUUCAAUUCAGAGCUGAACCGCUAGACGAGUGGAAAAUGGAACUCGUCCCCAAAACUAAAUACACCCCUUUCAGGAGUGACUCGUUCAGUUCUACAGACUCUAAUCCUUCCCUUCCUUCCUCAGCCCCCCUUACCCCUCUUACUCCCCCGAGCAUUGCUUCAUCUCUGUCUUCCUCAUCGCUGGCCCCUAUCCUGCCCCCGACGUCCCCUCGGCCAGCUGAGAACAGCCCCACUACGCUGUGCUCCUUCUUUCCCAGGAUGGGCUCCUUGCGGCUGGGCAUGUCUGCCACCUUUCUCCCAGGCCUGAAAACAUCUAACAGGCCCCAGGAGGCACCCAGCACAUCCUCCUCUUCCUCCGCUUCUCCUCCUCUUCCUCCUCCUCCUACUCUUCUUCCUCUAACGGCUCCCUCUCCUCCUCCUCGUCCCCCACAGGACAUGAACCGGCUGGGUGUCGCGUCUCGGAGAGCCCGUGUGGAAGGGGGGCAGCUCGGGGGCGACGAGUGGACGCGCCAUGGCUCCUUCGUCAACAAGCCUACGCGAGGAUGGCUGCACUCGGACAAUGUGGUCAGCACCACUGGCGUCAGCUACACCGUUAGGUACAUGGGUUGCGUGGAGGUGCUGCAGUCGAUGAGGGCGCUGGACUUCAACACCCGAACUCAGGUUACCAGGGAGGCAAUCUCAGUGGUGUGUGAGGCAGUACCAGGUGCCAAAGGAGCUCAGCGCAGGAGGAAGCCUACAUCUCGGUGUCUGACCUCUAUCCUCGGAAAGAGUAACCUCCGCUUUGCUGGAAUGACAAUCAACCUCACUGUGUCGACCAACAGCUUAAACCUACUGACGACCGACUGCAAACAGAUUAUUGCCAACCAUCACAUGCAGUCCAUCUCUUUUGCAUCGGGAGGAGAUCCAGAUACAGCGGAAUAUGUAGCCUACGUAGCCAAAGAUCCUGUCAACCAGAGAGCAUGUCACAUCCUGGAGUGUUCUGAGGGCUUGGCCCAGGAAGUGAUCAGCACCAUUGGACAGGCCUUUGAGCUGCGUUUCAAGCAGUAUCUGAAGAACCCCCCAAAACUUGUCACCCCACAUGACCGGAUGGCUCCUUUUGAUGGCUCAGCAUGGGAGGAGGAGGAAGAGGACUUUGCUCCUCCCCCAGAGGUUCCGUAUUAUAAUAACUUUCCCGGGAAACAGCCGCCCCCAGGAGGCCUGGUGGACAUGAGAACUCGUCCUGGGCACAGCACAGGAGCCACACUACCGUAUGGUCAGCCUGGAAUAAAUGACAUCCAUAAGCAACCUCUGCCUCCACUACCAGUCGGAGCAAAAGAAGGUGGCCUGUUUGAUGACCCGUCAUAUGUCAAUGUGGAUAAAUCCCGCCCCCAAGUGGCCGCAGCUAAUGGCAGCACUCACCGAGAUGCUUUCGACAUGAAGCCGUUUGAUGAUGCCCUGAGCGUGUCGGGCGCAAUGCCCCCUCUGGCUCAGCAGCUGCAGAGUGAGCCCUGGUUUCACGGUCCUCUGAGCCGCAAGAAGGCAGAGAAACUGCUGAGCAAAGACGGCGACUUUCUAGUGCGCGAGUCAGGAACCACGCCAGGCCAGUACGUGCUGACAGGCCAGCAGGGAGGCCAACCCAAACACCUGCUGCUGGUGGACCCGGAAGGAGUGGUCCGUACCAAAGACCAUCGCUUCGAAAGCGUCAGUCACCUGAUCAGUUAUCACAUGGACAACCGACUGCCGAUCGUAUCCGCCGGAAGCGAGGUGUGCCUGCAGCAGCCGGUGGAACGCAAAGCCUGAGCGUCACACACACUGUUCUUCUCCCGCCAUGGUGUCUCCUUCCUUCUCAAACUCUUUGCAAUUCAACUUUUCCCCAGAGAUUUUCUCGCUUUUUUUUUCUCCCCUGCAGAAAAAAUGAGCAACAUAAUAAAAAGUAACAAAAAGUGAGCUCUGUGCUUUGUCAAGCCAUAACGAAUCUUGGAGGUGAUGCGAUCACUGGACUUAUGGACCAAGAGAAAUUCACAGCCUUCAGAUUAAGCUGUAAGAAUAAAAGUGAGACUUCAAUGGGGGGAAAAAAUGAGCCAAAAAUAGAGAAUACAACAGACUGUUGUGCGGCUGGGUUCGGUGUAACGUGAUGUCACUUCCCCAACAAAGUUAAGCGUGAGAUGUCUGGGAAUCAAAGACUCGAAAGACUGUCAGUUUGGUUUCAGUAAAUUGUUCAUUCGUUCCAUCUCAAGGCGCUGCUUUGUUCGUGCAGAAUCAUUGCGUAAAGAUCCAACGCAUAGCCGCUGACGCCGAGGUCACGAAGUAGAUAAACAUUACAGUAGUGGGAACUCAUUCAACUACUUGAUUUAGUAGAUUCAUUCGAAUUAACAUGUUGUUCAGGAUAAACAGGAUCCAACAGGUAGAUCACUUUUAAGCUCCUACUUGGAAUUGGGCUUGAAAUCCACCCGAGUUUUUCCUAUCAAUCUCCCAUUUACCAUUUGGGAGUGUUUCAAGACCACAUAUCAUUCUAUAUGCAAAGAGGAAUAAAUUAUAUUCUGUAGAUUAUAGAUAUAAUGAAGUUACAAUGAUGUAAACAAAAAAAAGAGUAACACAUUUAGUUUCAUCGAAAACGCAACGUCGUUAAGGAACGUCAUGGACUCCAGGCUUAUCAGGACUCAAACACGGGGGGAAAUAGUCAAUCAUCCUGUUGUAGUGGUGAUGUCUGUAUCAUGAACAUUUUUUAUUAUUAUUUUUUUUUAAGCUAUAUAUUUCACUUUUUAUGUGUUCGCCUUGACAAUCUGUCUGUGUGCUUGAGUUGAAGUUUAAAAAUGAUGAGACUCAAAACGUGUGAGGAGACAAAAGAAACGAUAGGGACGCUACAAUCAAUUCAGAUAUUGCAUAUGAUGUUGCAUAUGAUGCACAUUUCUGGACUCGAGGAACAUUCAGUUGAUAUGAAAUCACUCCUAUUUUAUCACCUCUGCCCUAUAAUCAAGAAAAAGAAAAAAAACACACACACACACACCAUCUUUUCCUGUUCCUAUUUGAAUUGUGCCUUUUUACUCCAACACAGCCAAGCCACAUCAUUAGGAUGCAGUUGAAGUAAAGAUGAAAACUCAACAACUUUAUCGGUGCAACUUUAUCAUUUUUUUAUUUGUGUUUUUUUUUUGUUUUUGUUUUUUCUUUUGGACAAAAUUCCUACCCAAGUGUAGUUCGGUUUGCUGCAGGUUUUAGACGUUUGCAAUCUUAGUUGUUUUCUUGCACAUUCUUGUAAUCCUGCUGGUAGAUAGUGCUUAUGUUUUAGUGCUGUGCUGUGACUUCUAGAUAGGGUUUUAUUCCGUUCCUUUGCUUGCGGUAUAGUUUUCCACCGCUUCCUAAAAUGUACAUAGAUAUCACACAUUACAGCGUUCAGAAUACGUGUAAAAUCACCCCAUACCCGGACUGGAUGAGGCCAGAUAGCCCCGUCAUUGAUGUCGGCAUCGAUCGAAGAAGCAUUUAAAACGAUGAUAGUGAGUUUUAUUCUUUCAUAGAUUUACCAAACCUAAAUUCGCUGCAUGGUUUGAGUCGAUCACCAAAUGUACCACUCAAGAGCAAAGAUUUCUGUAAUUGGAAACAUGAUAACAUCAUAAUUAGCAGAUCCGUACCAGGCACGUUUGGGGUAUUAUUAGAUCGUCAGCACUGAUGCGUAAGGCAGGCAGACUUGUGUCUGUGGCUCAGUUUGCCGUCUGAAAUUAUUUCACGACUUUGCUUCAUGGGUGUAGUCAGAAAUGUGACUGGUACAGUGCCGUGUGUCGUCUGGCCGGGUGUGUGGGUGUGUUGGAAAGUUCUGGAACAAUCUGGCCUACUCCGACUCACCGACUCCUCCGAAGUGUUGCAUGGAAACCCUCUGCAAUCUUUGUGUUAUAGUGACAGUGUUCUCUCUCUCUCUCUCUCUCUCUCUCUCUCGUUCUCUCAUGCUCACCUUAUUAUACUGUAACUGUGGGGUUUUUUAUUUCUUAUUAUUUUCUAAGCCAAAGGUUUAUUUCACCUUUUUUUUUUUUUUUUAAUGUUGCCUUUUCUUUUUGAUUUAUUUUCAUAUGCCUUUACUGUUCUUAUUUUUGGGGAAAGUACAUGUUUACAUAUGUAUCUGGAACUAUAGAUUGCAUAUAUAAAUGCGUUAUCAGACAA